AUGCGGGUGAGCAGUCCAGCUCUGGGGGCCUGGAGAAAUGACUACUUGACUCUAAGCAAGCGAGCAGGGACAGCUGGGCGGCCGAGGGAGGGAGGGGACCAGGACUGUGUGGCAUUCAGUGUGAGAGUGGAGGUCUGGCUGCUGCAGAACAGGCGUGCGAGCAUCCCCCGGACGCGGGGUCACAGGCGAUCCCCCGACCGGGAACAGGGCUUCCCUCCAACGCCGAGUUUCUCCAGACACAAAGGGAGAGAGGAGAGUGGAGACCGAGACAAAGACGCCCGGCAGUGGUGCUGCGGGACGGGGCGGGGACGGUGCAGUCCCGGGACUCGCGGGACGACGGGGGCGGCGCGGGAGGGAGGCGAAACGCAAGGCGAUUUGAAUAUCAGGCUCUGCCGCACUCGGGGCGCCGCUGACAACUUCAUUACCUCCGCAUAUAAAAAUGACUGCCAGGGAAUGCAAAUGGCUGGCGCGUCUCGGCCGCCUGCCCGCGUUCCGCCGCAGGCUGCGGGCGCGGGCCCCGGGAGCCGCCACCCGCGCCAGGCCGCCCGGCCCCGCGUAAUGAGCGGCCCGCGGCGCCUCCUCCUCCCCCGGCGGCGGGCAAAGCUGCCAGGCGGGACGCCGCCACCCACGCUACUCCGCAGUGUCGCCGGCGCUCUUGACUCAUCGGUGAAUGCCAUGAAUGUCGAGGAAAGUAUUAAAUAGAGAAAGAUAGGAGAGGAUUCCUUCCUUAGCAAGAAGGACACUCCACCUUAUGACAACCCCCAUGGGUGGCAGAAGUCAAGGCAUCAUUACUAAUGACAGCAGCAGCAGCAGCAGCAGCAGCACUAAAAUAACAGAGCACAUCUUUUGAAGAAUGCAAAGCACUGUCAGCUGCUUUAACUACGUGGUAUAUGUCACACACCCUAUUGCUUUCUUGGAAAUUGCAGUUUAGCUAAGCCUGGAAAGGAGCCCAGGCUAAUCCAGCUGGGAAGGGGAUGUGCUCCCAACCACUCUGCAAAUUUUCUUUCUUUGGCCCUUCUUGCUGAGUCCUGACACCUCACUGUGACCAUUCCUCCCUCUCCCACUCUGGCUAGGGAUCAAUGCAAGUUGUAUGCAUCGG
Nannospalax galili (Upper Galilee mountains blind mole rat) is the source of this 1099-nucleotide messenger RNA. RefSeq lists its product as uncharacterized. The record is from RefSeq and is a predicted model, not a curated record. Bases 1 to 702 code for a protein of 233 amino acids. NCBI's taxonomy places the organism in Eukaryota, Metazoa, Chordata, Mammalia, Rodentia, Spalacidae. The transcript has 3 exons.